AUGAUGUUAUUACGAAGUUUUCUUCUUUUGUUUAUUUCAUAUCCGCAAUUAGCGGAAAUGUUCGAUCAAAAUGACCAUUAUCAACGUCUUCAUACAUCAUCUUCAUCAACAUUAGAAUUCACAGCGAAUGUCGAUUACAAUAAACUCUAUCAACGAUAUUUGAACAUUAAUAAUGCACAUGUGAAAAAUAUUGAGCCAAAGGAGAAACUUUGGUUUGCGAUUGAGAAUGGAACGAUCUUUGCUUUGCCACUAUUUGGAGAUUAUUCAGGUCCAUUUCGAAUUGAAUUCCAACAGAUCAAUCAUCAUGUAAAACCAGAAUUAAAUAACAUCAUCGAAUUGCAGUUAACAUUUAAUUUUACUCCUUCGUCAUCAUUAUUCCAUCCAUCGGACCAUCUUCUCCUGGCUGUCUUUGAUAUGUCAUCAGCAAAUUACAAUCAUUCACUCUUGAAUCGUUAUUUUAUCGUUCGUACAUUAUCACUCGCACUCAAUCUAAGCGAAUCCUUAUUAACUGUCCAUAGAAUUAAUGGUUCUAUGAUAAAAGUGUAUUUCUCGUGUGAUUUGUAUUUCUCCACGAAUUUGUCGUAUCAUUUAACAACAUUGCUCGAUCGUUACUAUUCUCGCCGUUUGCAGCUUGUGCCCCUCUUUCCUCUACCAUUAAUAGAAAUCUCAAUUGUUCGAUUAACCAAAUCCACGACAGUCUCCACAUCGACCAAAACAUCAACAACAUUCAAAAUCCAUCAGAUCGAUUUGCGCAAAGGCCAAUUAACACUUCCACCACGAUUAUUAAAUGAUAAUACAAUGAAAUUCAAUCGAACAGUACCAUCAUUUAAUAAUCUUGUUCUCAAACAACUUUAUCAACCUCUUGUUAUUGUACCAUUAACUGUAAUUGCUAUUGGACUAUUCAUAUGCGCUAUUAUUGCAUGUUGCCUUUGCUGUAAUCGACGUUCAUCAUCAUCAUCGACAUUACUCUUACCAAAUGGAACGUCAACUAGUCCAACAACUAAACAUCUUUAUCAAAAUUAUUCGUAUCGUAAGUAUAAACAAGAACACGACUAUUACAAAGAAUCACUUCGUCAUCACGAUCAACGCCAGUUCAUUUCGAAAGGUAUUCCUGUUGUAUUUGCUGAGGAAUUGGAUGAAAAAGUUGAACAAACUCAUACACCAUUGGUCAUGCGUAUUGAAAAAGCUCCAGCAAAUGAUGAACACGAAAAAGCGUCGGAAUAG
Molecule: messenger RNA, 1224 nt
Organism: Adineta ricciae
Lineage: Eukaryota; Metazoa; Rotifera; Eurotatoria; Adinetida; Adinetidae
Source: the annotation of a GenBank genome assembly